AUCAGUUGAUAAUAAAUUUGUGAAUUUUUCCCAGUUUGAUUCAAAUUUUUGAAAGUAAUAAAAUUCAGAAAGUGAACUGAAAGUAGCAUUAGUGUUUUACUAAUGUUUCAGUUUAGCCUAAGUCCCGAAAGGGCAAACCACCGGAAACCCAGUGUGCCAAUGAUAGCAGCGGUGCUACUGCUAUGGAGUGCUAUCUCAGUAGACCUGUCUUCGUCUACCUUCUGUGAGAGGUAUGAAAUGGGGGACUUGACUGCCUCUAUGUUGCCUCUUCUGGGACUGCAAAUGGAGGAUGUCUUCUUGACUAACUCUUCCACAGGCGAUGAAGUGUUCUGUGUGAAGGACCUGCCCAAUGACUACUUCCCGGUUCCGAUGGAAUACGCAGAGAAGAUGUACCUGGUAGAGCAUGAUCCCAAUCUGAGAAAGUGCAAAUACCAAGGCGAGCUUCCGGACAGUCGCUACUUGAUCGCCCAGUUCAAGGCGGACGAGUCUAUUCCAGAGAAGUGUUGCCAGGGAUACCAGGGAGAUGACUGCAGCGAUGAGAUCAUAGACUAUGAGAAGCCAGGACUUCCAGGAAGUGUGAGCAGUGUGAAGUGGAAUGAGAAGGAGUACAAGAAGUUCAUGCUCGACUCCGGACUCAUCGACAAGAAAUACAAUCCCACUCUCUCUGAGGAUAGACAAGUGUGCUCUUGUGAGUCCUACUCGCCCUUCAACGUCAGAUCCUUCGACGGACACAUCUUCGCCUUCCAACCCAGAGAGAACAGCUACCUAAUGUCCCAGUUCAACAGAGAGGAUGGCACCCCCUUCUUCGAAUUCGUCACUGCAUUCAUGCUGAGCCAGGGCAAGAUCAAGAAGAAGCUGGUGUUCCGAGCACAUAUCAGUGACACGAAGAGGUAUGAGUUUGAGUUCAUGGACGGAGUGGUGAGACAACGAGACCUCAUGAACAGCUCAGCCCAGUACGAGGACAUCAGUCUGGACAGAAGUGAGUACAUAGAUUCCAACAUCCGACUCAACAAGGAGAGCAGUGAAUUCUGGGUGCUCUAUCUCAAGCCACAUGUCAGACUCUACUGGAACGGAAAGACCUCUUGGAGUCUGAGACUGGAUUGUGAAGAGUACGAGGGUGGCACUUUUGGAAUGUGUGGCAACAACGACUACGACCCCCUCAAUGACAACAAAGAGAUCGGCUACGAGGAGAGCAAGGCUGGACACAAGACUGCCGACGGACUGGCCAACUACUGGCUAGAGUUCAUGAAGGAAACUCCGAGAGAGUACCUUGUGACCUACCGUGACCCCGACUAUCCCUGCAUCAGGACAGAACAGGGGGAGGAGUCUUUCUGGAGACAGGCAGUCAGUGCUUGUGCCCCCCUCGAGACUGGCAUCUACAGGAACUGCUCAGCAAAAACCGACACCGUGGACGUGAAAGAGUACAUGAAGAUGUGUAUGGCCACUUACUGUCUCACCACAGACGUUGACAGAGCAGAGGAAGUGUGUCAGAUAUUCGAGGCAUAUCACACUGUCUGUGUGUCCAACACACUCUGUAACCAGGAGAUCGAAUCCAACGGAUGUCCCCACCACUGUGCCCGCAGAAAUGAGAUGUACACUUCGAUCGGCCCCGGAGUUCAACAAAUGUGUGGACAGCUGCCAAGUGCAUACAUUACUGCGCUCAAGUCUGUCGAUGACGAAGACCGUGUUCCCGGGUGCUACUGUGCACAGGGGUUCGUGAGAUCCAACCAGCCCCCCUACGACUGUGUCAAGAGUGAGGAUUGCGUGUGUCUGUAUGAUGACAAGACAUACAUGGUCGACGAGUACAUCACCAAGGACUGUCAGAGAUGUUUGUGUAAAGAGUAUGGAAUUUGGGAGUGUGAAGAGUACCCGUGUGAGAAGACCUGUUCUGUAGUUGGACACCCAAACUACGCCACCUUCGACGGAUACUAUUUCCAGUACCCCUCCACAUGUGAUGUUGUGCUGAUCGACGACAGCGAGUCCGAGGGAUUCCGACUCUGGGCGACUACUGAGAAGAACGAGUACUGUGGCCAACACGACUCAUUCGGAUGCUACAAAGGAGGUCGUCUUGUGUUGGACUACACUUCUAAGACUCCCAAAGUGAUCUCCUUCGACAGGAGUGGAGUGAUGCUGGAUGGGUACAAACUGUCCUCCGUGGGAAAGAACUCUAGAAUGAUCAUGUCUUCGGCAGCUAACCCGGCCUGCAGCAGUGUGGAGUUGAACAGUCCCACGGAGCAGUGGCUGAGGAUCCUCAUCUUCUGCGAGGGCAGGGGAGUCAUCAGGAUCAUGUACAACUGGAUGAAUUACAUCUACAUCAAGGCCGGAUCUGGAUUCGAAAACUCAGGGUUCAUCGGAUUCUGCGGUACCUUCAAUGGAAACAGACACGACGAGUUCACAGGGAAGAGUUCUAUGCUUCUGUCAGAUGCACACGCCAUGGGAGUUGAGUUCUCGAACACCAAACCACCCAUCUCAGACGAGUGCAAGAACCUCCCAGGCUCCAUGGCGCCCAUGUUCUGCGACCGAGAUGCAUUGGACGACGGGACUUCUCUGGUUGACCACUGCAACGUGUUCUCAGACACCGGAGAUGAGAUCUUCUCUUGCCUCAACAACUACAUGAACACUGACAGCGACAGAGACUUCGGAUACUUCAAGACCAUGUGCUCAAGCAACGCAGCCUGCAACUACGACUCUGAGGCGCCGGAUGACUACCAGAAGAUGACCUUCUGUACUGCUCUGGACGCCUAUGUACAGCAGGCCCUGGAUAAGGCCAUGCUGUCUGGAGAGAGCUGUGGUCUUCUGGAAAAGGAUGGAGCAGACUGGAGAAGUAACUUCGCCAUGUACAAGAAGUACUGCUCACCCUCGUGUUCGCACGGUGAGCUGAAGUUCAAGCAGGUGAUCAACACUUGCCAGAGUGUGACGUGCAAAGAAGUGAGCAAGUACGGGGGACUGAAUCUGACUGCUUCCAGAUGUAGCCAGGACCAUCUGCCAGGGUGUGAGUGUGACUCGAAGGAUAUGGUGUUGGACGAGGAGGAGAGGAGUUGUGUGAUGCCUGAUCAGUGCAAGUGUAUCUUCGAUGGAAAGACAUACGACAAAGGAGUCGUCAUCUCCCCCUAUGGAGUGCAGCACCUGAAAUGCGGAGAGGGUGUUUGGAAGAUCCUGGACGCUUGUCCCGAUAUGAGUUCCAAGGAGGCCAAAAGUUUCUGCCGAGACGGAUUCAUUUACAGACAAAACUACAGCAGAUGCCAGGAGACGUGUGAUGACGUCAGAUACGGAAACUUCCACGAGUUGGCUGGGGACGACAUGUGUGGUGAGAUUGCAUGUGGGUGUGUGUGUCCAGCUGACAAAGUCCUCUCCGAUGACGGGCAGUCGUGUGUUCCGAGGAGCCAGUGUCCCUGCAAGGACAACGAGGGAAAUCUGUUCCAGAUCGGAGAAUUCUUGACAAGGGGAUGCAAAUCAUGUGAGUGCCAGAGCUCUCGCUGGAUCUGCAACGAAGACAACUGUCCCAAGAGUUGCCAGGCAUGGGGAGAUCCACAUUACAUCACCUUCGACGGGGUCAAGUACAACUUCCAGGGCAGCUGCAAGUACUCUUUGAUGCAGUUGUUCGACUCACACGAUAACGACAAACUCAUCGUCCAUAUUACGGCCGAAAACCAACCCUGUGGAACAACAGCCGCAACAUGCACCAAAGACGUGGAGAUUGCAUUCGGAUACGGAGCAGAAACAGACACAAUCUUCCUCCAACGAGAGGCUUCCCCCUUCGUGAAUGACGAGGAGGCAGUGCUGGUGAGUAAACAGUACCCCAUGUUGGAUGGCAGAGGGUUCUUCUACCUCAGCAGAAGCGACGAGAGACAUGUCGAGAUUGAGUUGCAGUUCGACAGCGACCUUCACAUUCAAAUCAGAUGGGACGGACGAACGAGUGUGAGCAUUGAUAUUUCUCCCAGGUUUUCUCACCACAACACCUCCAGUCAGUUCCACUACAGUGGUCUCUGCGGAAACUUCAACGGAAAAGAGGUGGACGACUACACCAAGUCUGAUGGUAGUCUGGACACUGAUGUGGCUCUCUUUGCUGGCUCUUGGGCCCUGGAAGGAUGCAGUCCCGAAGAAGCCGUAGAAGACGAUGGAACCAGCAAGCACCCCGAGCGACAAUCGUGGUCGGAGAAAGUGUGUAAUGACUUCGUCUACGGAGACGUCCUCAAGGAUUGCAGAGCAGCCAUGACAGCUCAAGAGGUCAUUGACAAGUUCCUUGAACCCUGUAUGACUGACACGACAAACUGCGACACUGGUGGUGACUGUGAGUGCAAAUGUACUCAAUUCGAACACAUGAUUGACACGUGUGAGAAACUACUCAAACCCAAGCAGCCAUUUGACUGGAGGGACAACAACCACUGUCCCAUCAUGUGCAAGGCGCCCGAGACAUACACAGUGUGUGGCCCAUCGGUGAGGCCGACCUGUCGUGACCCGAACCCCGUUCCACCUCCAGGCACCUCUGACCAGUGCAGUGAAAUGUGCGCAUGCGAAGUGGGAUUUCUAUACGACGAAGACGACCACGAGUGUAAACCCCCAUCGGAGUGCUCGUGUUACGAGAAGAUGUCCGACUACGAUGUGGACAACUUCGUCCCGUUUGGACACAAGUUCCUACACAACUGCAUGGAAUAUGAGUGCACGAAUGGCAGCUUAACGAAGACUAUGGUUCCCGGCUGUCAGAUCGAGUGUGAAGCCCCUCAGUUCCUGUGCAAGGGAUGGGACUUCGAGAUCUGUGCCCCUGGGAAGACCAAGUGCGACGGCAUCUGCGACUACCCUCCCGGAUGUUGCGACGAGUGGAACUGCACUUUUGUGGAGCCAGUGUGUCAAGGUGACUACCAUUGCGAUCUCAACUCCACUUGUUACGACGAAGACAGUAUCUGUGAUGGAAUCCCAGACUGCGAUGAUCUGUCGGACGAGCAGGACUGUGGCUGCAACUGUGACUCAGACGAAGGUAUGGCCCUAUGUCCCCAGGGAGACAUAACUGUGAAUGGGAUGCCAGAGUGCAUCUGCUACAACCUCACUCUAGACGUGUGUGACAAGACAUGCGACUGUCUCGACUGCUCCGACGAAUACAACUGUUUCAAAUGUGAAGUGAACAAAUUCAAGUGUAACGACACCAACCACUGUGUGCCGGACGAGAAAGUGUGUGAUGGGUGGAUGGACUGUUUCGACGGCAGCGACGAAGAGGGAUGCGUCACCACACCCGCCCAAAUCAAGCACAGGUGUGAGAAGGAGGAUCUGGAGGAGUUUGUGUUCGACGAGGGAACAGACGUGGUCGCUAUUUCUGACUUGGUAGAUGCAGCUGACGAAGGAAUAGAAACAGUCCAAUACUCUCUCGUACUGCCACAGGAAGUUGAGGGUGAACUGACACAAGUGGACGAGGUUACCCUGGACUCCAAAGUGGGACUCCUCCGAUUCACAGUGGGAGUGGCAGAGGAAGAGCUCGGAUUCGGAUUCUUCUACAUCCAGAUCGACCCAACAUCACCUGACCAGCAGAUCACGUUCACACCCAGUCCUGCAAAUGCUACUGAGUUCACCUCCGACAAGCCCUUCAUCUACUCUGACAUUGGACCUCCACUAGAGACCACUGAGUUGCUCAUCACUGUCAAAGUUCCCAUGCUUCUGUCAGCUUCUGAUGACAGUGAGGAGGAAGCUGCCACAAUUGUAGUCAGUGGAUGCUCAAAGGUGCCUACAACAACCACAGCUGCCACCACCCCAACAACAGUAGCCCCAUGUGCCGAGGGCAACCUGACCCCAAUGACACUUGCAGACACCUCUGUCUCCUUCACAGACGGAUCCGAGCCCUCUUCUGUCGGAGUUUCCAACAGUGACGAUGGUAGUGAGGACAAAGUGGUGGAUGCUUUCGGAGUAGAUUUGAGUGUGGCUGAAAGUGUCGCUAUCAAGUUGGAAGAUCCCACUGAGUUGGCGCAGCUGCUGAUCCAGACAAAUGACACUGUGAAGUUCUCUGUUGUGGUGAAGACAUCUGGCGAGGAUUUCUUCGAAGUGACCGAGGAUGGUCUCGAGGCACUCCCAGAGGACUUCGACUCACUCGACCUGAACACGGAGCUGUUCGAAAGUGCUACUUCUAAUGACACUGCAAUCAUCGACUUGUCCGACUAUUUCCCCAUCGACGAACUGACCGAUGUGGUCGAAGUGAUCCUCUUCCUAGAUGACACUGAGGAAAAAGUUGUGUUGGUUGAGUCCAUUGAGGUCAUCGGUUGUGCAUAUGGAACAACUACUACCCCCACCAGUGGUUCGACAACUUCUUCAACCCCUCCCCCCGCAACGUGUGAGCACGGAGAGCCAGAGCCAGAGGACAGUCUGGGCAACGAGGAGAGCAUUGUUGAGACAGACAUUCUGACCGAAAGCACAGAGUACCUGUUUUUGGAUGACAACUUGGACCUAGCUGGACUUGAGAUUCUGACUGGAGGAUCAUCUGACAAGACAUUCACAGUGAAAGUGGAGUUGACAGACAAAGAUGGAAACCCAGUCUCGCCUACCACAACCGGAAGAGACAUCGACACUUUGGAACUGACAGUAGGAGAGACUUUCCUGGUUGAGUUUGUGGCGGUUGUUGAAGUGGCAGUGAUCGAAGUUGUCUUGGUCAGUGUGGAUCCCCCAGAGGAACUGGAAUCCACCAAGGGUCUGGACAUCAGAAUCACUCCAUACAUCUGCAAAAAGCCCCCAGUUUGUGAAGAGGAUACUACUAAGCUGGUGGGUCUCGCCAAGAGGGGGGCAUUCAGUGACUCCUCGGAAGAAGAGUCUGGCUUCGAAGUGUUCAAUCUAGGGGACGACUUCCGUCCGCUGGUCGGUCUGGACGUGAAAGUAGAAGGCGAUUCCAGCAGUUUGUUUGUGGUCAAGUUCGAAUUGUUUGACGAGGAGGGAAAUGAAGUGAUCCCUGAUGUUCUGUACCACGACAUCACUGAAGUGAAACUGUCCAGCCCCUUGGAUAUCUCGUUCGAGUUCUCCGAGGAGGUGGAUGUGUCCAAAGUAGAAGUGGUGUUAGUCAGUGUCCAGCCUGCCCCAUCUGAAGAAGGCGGAGUAGUGGAGGUGGGAGAAGAACAGACAAUAAUUGUCAAGGUCACACCUGUCAAGUGCACGUCAGAAACAACGACAAUUGCCACAACUUCGUCUUAUGGCACAACAAUAACACCAUGUCCAAUCGAUAUGUCAACGCUUCCGCCACCAAACAAAAAAACAACGACUACACCUGCGCCCCCAAGCCCAACCACUUCAACUACAAGUGCCCUUCCUCCUGCCACAACAUCAGGCGCUGUCGCGACAACAGGCGAAGUCCCUGUUUCAACAACCACAGGACCAGUUGCGACAACAACCGGUUUGGCUCCUGCUCCGACAACGACAGCAGCUUUCUUGACAACGUCAGGUGCUGCUCCUGCUCCGACAACCACUGGCGCUGCUCCUGCUCCGACAACCACAGGCGCUGCUCCUUCUCCAACAACUGGCAUAUUUCCACCUCCGACUUCUUCGGAGGCAGUUCCUGCUCCGACAACUACAGGCGCUCCUCCAGCUCCAUCAACAACAGGUGCUACUCCAGCUCCGACAACCACAGGCGCUGCUCCUGCUCCGACAAGCACUGGCGCUGCUCCUGCUCCGACAACCACAGGCGCUGCUCCUACUCCAACAACAGGCAUAUUUCCGCCUCCAACUUCUUCGGAGGCAGUUCCUGCUCCGACAACUACAGGCGCUCCUUCCGCUCCAUCAACAACAGGUGCUACUCCAGCUACAGCAGCAACACCAGCUGCUCCAGCCACGGCUGCAACACCAGGAGCACCUGCAACUCCAGCAGCACCUGCGACAGCGGCAACUCCAGCAGCACCGGCAACACCAGCAGCUCCAGCCACGGCUGCAACACCAGCAGCUCCUGCAACUCCAGUAGCUCCAGCAACAGCGGCAACCCCAGCAGCACCUGCAACAGUGGCAACACCUGUAGCUCCUGAAACUCCAGCAGCACCGGCUACACCAGCACCUCCAGUCACAGCGGCAACACCAGCCACACCUGGCGCGCCAGCAACAGCGGCAACACCAGCAGCUCCUGCUACUCCAGCAGCACCUGCAACAGCGGCAACUCCAGCAGCACCAGCCACGGCUGCAACACCAGCAGCUCCUGGAACUCCAGCAGCA
Molecule: messenger RNA, 8166 nt
Organism: Symsagittifera roscoffensis
Lineage: Eukaryota; Metazoa; Xenacoelomorpha; Acoela; Convolutidae
Exons: 51
Cellular component (GO): extracellular matrix
Molecular function (GO): protein binding
Source: RefSeq, a predicted model, not a curated record